This is a messenger RNA of Coccomyxa subellipsoidea C-169, 1200 nucleotides long. Its product is annotated as PLP-dependent transferase. Bases 1 to 1200 code for a protein of 399 amino acids. Gene Ontology annotation, molecular function: pyridoxal phosphate binding; transferase activity. Gene Ontology annotation, biological process: biosynthetic process. Lineage: Eukaryota; Viridiplantae; Chlorophyta; Trebouxiophyceae; Coccomyxaceae. The record is from RefSeq and is a predicted model, not a curated record. The transcript is spliced from 8 exons.
AUGGUUGAUCUCAUCUCUCGGCCAUUUGAGGCAGGCAGACCUCUUGAGGACCCUCAGACCCAUGCUGCCCACCCUUUCAGCAGUCGAGCUCUGAAACUGUUCAGCACAAACGACUAUCUGGGCUUGUCCACCCAUGUGGCUCUGCGACGCGCAGCAGCGGAUGCUGCCAUGCUGUAUGGGCUGGGGCCGAGGUCAUCAGCACUGGUUGGGGGCUACACGCUUCUGCAUCAGGAGCUUGAGAGGCGGCUGGCUGCUCUGAAAGGCACAGAAGAGUGUCUGCUGUUCCCCACGGGCUUUGCUGCGAAUCUGGCGAUUGUGUCUGCUCUGGGCAGCGGCGAGGAUGCGGCGAUCUUCUCAGAUGAGCUCAAUCAUGCAUCCAUUGUGGACGGCGCUCGCUUGGCCUCCAGAAAUAAGGGGCGGUUGCACAUUUACCGGCACAACGACAUGAGACAUUUAGAGGAACUCUUGAGCGCGUGCCCCUCCCACCACCGGAAGCUGGUGGUAGCAGACAGCCUCUUCAGCAUGGACGGUGACUUCGCAGAUUUCCAGGGGCUAACUAGUCUGCGAAGAAAGCACGGCUUCCUGUUGGCUGUGGACGAGGCCCAUGCAACUCUUGUCUGCGGCUCGAGGGGUGGCGGUGCAGCGGAGGCCUUUGGGGUGGCCGGGGAGGUCGAUGUGCACAUUGGCACGCUUAGUAAGGCGGUUGGAGCUCAUGGGGGAUUCGUGGCCUGCCGAGCCGAGCUGAAGACCCUGCUACUUAACAAGGGCCGCCCUUAUGUGUUUUCUACCGCUCUCCCCGCCCCUGUGGUGGCAGCUGCCAUCGCUGCACUGCAGGUCAACGAACAGGAGCCUGACAGGCGGGAGCAUCUUUGGAGGCUGGUGAGGCAACUUGGAGAGGGGUUGGGGGUGGAUGCAUGCAGCCCCAUCGUGCCCCUCAUAGUUGGCAGCGAAGCCGCUGCCGUGGCCGCCUCGGCCGCGCUGCUGGAGAAGGGCUUCUAUGUGCCAGCCAUCCGGCCGCCCACAGUUGCUCCUGGCACUUCCAGGCUGCGCAUCAGCCUCUCAGCAGCACACACAACCGAGGACGUGGAUGCUUUGCUUGUGGCCCUCAAGGAGUGCGGAAUUCUUUCUGCAGCAGGAUCGCCUUUGGCUGCUGCUGGCAGUAUUGUAGAGCAGGAUGUCGUGUACUUGGCUAAGCUCUGA